Auanema sp. JU1783 is the source of this 582-nucleotide messenger RNA. The record is from the annotation of a GenBank genome assembly. Lineage: Eukaryota; Metazoa; Nematoda; Chromadorea; Rhabditida; Rhabditidae.
AUGUUUGCCAACAAUGUCAAUUCUAAUAUGACUUUUGAAGAUUCCGUGAAAGCUCAGAAAUCUCAAAAGGAACGUCAAAGACGAGAGAGGGAGAAUCUUCAGAUAAAUCGUUUGAAACAGUUUCUACUAGAUAACAUUCCCAAUAAUCCUUAUAAAUUGGAGAAAGCUGACAUCCUUGAUCAGACUGUAAACUAUGUUUACUCUGCUAAGCAAAAUAUAAUUAAGUUGGAAGAAACUCUGCGACAGCAAUCUAUGAUGAUUUAUAAAUUACAAAAUGAGAAUAAGCAACUUGAGAAUAACUUGAGAGAUUUCAUGUCCAUCAGUUUGAUCAAUACUUCGCCCAAUACUAAUAACAACGUAACCCCUGAUCGUAUGAUCAGUACUGAAAUUCAGAACGACUCACUAAACUGUUCUCCGAUAACUUCGUCUUCAACAUCUUCAAACCUUGAUGAGAUGGAAUUUAGCUCACCUGAAACAAGUCCAGCUGGACUUGCAUGUUACAAUAGCACUCCUCACUUACCUCGUAAACAUGCAAAGCUCAGAAGUUUAAAACCCGAGUCAGUCUGGCAACCCUGGCAAUAA